Molecule: messenger RNA, 3058 nt
Organism: Nomia melanderi (Alkali bee)
Lineage: Eukaryota; Metazoa; Arthropoda; Insecta; Hymenoptera; Halictidae
Source: RefSeq, a predicted model, not a curated record
GUGCGGGGCGCAAACUCGUAGCAGCGUUGUUUUUGUUAUUUGGUUGCACCAUGACCUCCUAUUACGUGGCACACAUUCAUCGCAGUGGUAAAGGGAGCGAAUCAAAGAAGAAGUUCUUGAUUCGAGUAUGACACGAAUUAACGGCCUACCUCCAAAGACUCUUCUUUCAUAAAACAAAGUAUAAUAUUUGAGUUUUAACAUACUGGUAAGAAAGCGGAUCGCUCUUAUAUCUAACUCUCCAGAUUCGACAACAAUGUAAUUUGUACGGUUGGUAACACUGUAAAAAUUGGCCUCCCAGGGCUAUAAUUUUCAUGUUGCAGUCUUAUAUAGUUCAAUAGUGAUCGUACGAUUUAGGUAGAGUUCGCUAGUGCAUCAGGGCAUUUUUGACGGUGUCGGUAUUUCAGAACAGUAGACAGAAAAAUACAUUAUAUGCACAGUCUGUACAUACCUUAAGCCUGUGACAUCGGAGCAUUUUUGACGGUGUCGGUAUUUCAGAACAGUAGACAGAAAAAUACAUUGUAUACACAAUCUGCACAUAUCUUAGGUUUGUGUUAAAGGUAAAACCGCAGAUGAGCGUUGCCGCGUAUACCGGACUCAUUUCGCUUUUUGCAUCGUUGGAUUGAGCGGAUAGGUAUGCACGAGCCGGGUUACGAUGGUGCCGGUAGCAGUGCUUUGUCGCCAACGCGAAAUCUGUGAUUCUUAUUUUUUACCCUAAUUUUUUACCGAAGACACACCGAAUAACAAGAAAACAUGUGACUAAAUUCAGUGCAAAAUCCAAGGAUUAAAAUAAUGUAAGUAUGGCAGAAGGUGGAACAGAACCAAAGUCCAAUGACAAUCAAGUAUCUAAACUUCAAUUAGAGGUAAACGAGUGUCUCGGUAAUUGGCUAGUGUAUUUACAGACACUCAAUGGCCUAUGCACAGCUGGUGCAAAGUUGGCCCAGUCUUUACAAACGCUCUUGUCAGCUCAUGACACAGUGGCACAAUGUCGAUUAAGUGGGCAAUGCCUUGCUGGAUGGGAAGAGCUUACAAAAGCAACAUAUGUAGCAAGCAAUACUGUAAAGAAUCACAUUAUUUCUGCUUUAAGAGAUCAUGAAACUCGUGAUAAUGAAGGAGACAAACAUGACAUACUUAGAGAUAAUCUAUUGACUUUCAUAAAUCUACAAUAUCAAUUCUGUGUUGCUUGUUGUGAAUGUCUAGGUGGAAUGGCAGAAUGCUCUUGCUCACAAAGUGGCACUGCUGAAUGUGAUAUUGCAUCUCUUCAACAGUGUUUUGAAAGAUUAUAUAGUUCACCACCACUAGUGUCUUCAUCAUCGACGCAACAGUCGGUGCAGAACUGUCAUAGGUCACCCUUACCAUAUCCUUUAUUUCCUCUGCAGGUUCAGAGGAGAUGGUCUGAAACAGCUGCCGCUGAAAUGUCUGGUGAAGCAUCAGAAAAUACAAUGAGAAGGUGGUCUAUGCCAUGGGACUGUCGGAACAUUACAGACUGGCCAAGGCAGGAUGCCAGGUCAAGAUUAAGGGUUCCUCAUCAAGACAGAAGUAGGUCCACUACACCAGACACAAUAUGGAAAACAUCAACCAUGGCUAGUCAGGAUGGCCUACAGGAGGCUAUUCAAUUGUUAUCUUGCAAACCAGGAGUUAGGCCUUUGAAUCAGCUAUCAGCGUAUACCAAUCAUCAUAUCCCGGGUGUUACUUUAACAACGUGUAAUUUCGAGUCAAACUACGACACGAUGAUUUGGCCAGGCUCACGUAAAGUUGGUUCAUUGAGGUGUUGGCCACACGAUUCCCAUUCGAGCGAGCACUCUGAUCAAUCGGGACGUCGCGAAAGUGAUCAAAGUGCACACAGCGGUGAACACAGGGAUUCAGUGUGUGUUACAGAACACAGUGUAGCCAGCGGUAGCCACGCGGACAGUAAAGAUAGCAUUCACUCGCAUAGUGAUCAUAGAGAGGGGGAACUCGGUACCGUAGAUAUGUUACCAUCUCGUAAAAGCAGCUCUUCAACAGAUUCUUGCAUAUCAGCCCAUAGUCGUUCAGGUUCUGAGAGUGCUGGUGGUGGGGUAAUGCAUGGAAUGCGCGAGGUCUCAGUUAUACUCGAUGUGGAGCGGCAGCGACUUGCCUUUUAUUAAAUUACCAGAAAGUAAUGAGACACAGGAUGAACAUCCGCCUGUAUAAAUAUUCGGUACUUCCAAGCAAUCGGUUCAUGUUUUCUUCCGAACAUUAUUGCCAUGUACCAACGUGAACGAUUAAAAUCGUUCGAUAUCAUUUUAUUUGUAAGCGUGACACGGUAACACGCGCUGAUAGUGCGUAUAUGGAUUAUUGUAUACGAUCGUUGAAGGAACGCGUAAAACGCGGUAUUUGAUGAUCAAUAUAACAAAGUAGAUUUGAACACUACUGUGUUUGUGUAUCGCGCAAUAGAUCGGUAUAUAAUCAUUCGAGGGAUGGUACGUACCACAAAGUGGAUGUAUUUAUAAAACUUUAUUGUAACGAUUUUUAAAAAAUUAUUUACAUUAGUCUAGCCACGAAUGAUUAUUUGAUAUCGAUUCGGUAUCCCCUCUCUAGUCUGUUAAUAAUUUCCAGGGGAAAAUUGCUCGUUAUUUUUGUAGUGGUCUUUCGAUAUUUUGGGAUCCACUAUUCAUAAAGCUUUAACAAUAUCUGCAGUUUUAAGUAUCUAUAUAUACUAAUAGUUUUAUUUACAUUGAACCGCAUGAAUUGGACAUUAUUUCGAGAAUAUACCUGUUCGAUCCUUCGUAUUGUCUCAAUGUUGUGCAUUGGCAUAAUCAAGUGCAGUAUUAAAACCAUAUCAUAACGGUACGCAUUGUCCAUAUUCCUUACACCGCAUGCCUCUACUCGUCCUUCUCAUAUUUCAGAUGUAUUCUUUGUUAUUCUUUCCGCGCGAAUGAAUUUCUCAAACGGUCAGCAUAAGGCGAUAGAAGAUCGAAGAUUAAAACACGGACAACAUAUUUAUUAUUUAAACGAUAAGAUCGGCAGGCAUAGUACGCGUCAGUGGCCAAGAACAAUUUCAUAAAUGUACAAAUUCUAUUCAUAUGGCACGGACAAGUAA